Haliotis rufescens (red abalone) is the source of this 2119-nucleotide messenger RNA. RefSeq names its product glutamate dehydrogenase, mitochondrial-like. The record is from RefSeq and is a predicted model, not a curated record. Gene Ontology annotation, biological process: L-glutamate catabolic process. NCBI's taxonomy places the organism in Eukaryota, Metazoa, Mollusca, Gastropoda, Lepetellida, Haliotidae. Gene Ontology annotation, molecular function: L-glutamate dehydrogenase (NAD+) activity. Gene Ontology annotation, cellular component: mitochondrion. The transcript has 12 exons. The coding region runs from base 122 to 1753 and encodes 543 amino acids.
UCAAAUGAAAGUGUUUCUCUACCAUAUCAAUCGUGGUGUGCGUUGCAGAUAGACGUAGAAGGGAAUAAUUCAUCAAACUUUACGAUUCUUUCGUGUGUAGCGGGGUCACACAGAUAGCAAGAUGUUGCGUCGUGUUUCAAGCGACCUGUUCCAUCUUUCUCAGAAAGUUGGGGUUCAAAAGGUGUUGGGAAAUGCAGUCAGGGCGACGACCGUUUCUCGGCCCUACUCAUCUUCGGCAGAGAAAAGUGACGAUGAACUGAGUUUUAACGAAACGGUCGACAAAUUCUUCGACAAGGCUUCUGCUUUGAUCGAAGAACGACUUGUCGAUGAGGUUAAAGGCAGGAAUUUGACACAUGAAGACAAAGUGAAACGGGUACGCGGGAUUUUGAAGAUAAUUAAACCAUGCAACCACAUUUGUUCGAUGUCAUUUCCAAUCAAGCGUGACAAUGGUGAAUACGAAGUUAUAGAGGCAUACAGGGCUCAGCACAGUCAACACAGGACACCAUGCAAAGGAGGUAUCCGAUACAGUCCUCUUGUCAAUGUUGAUGAAGUGAAGGCUCUUGCUGCUUUGAUGACCUACAAGUGUGCUGUUGUUGACGUUCCCUUUGGUGGUGCUAAAGCUGGUGUAAAGAUUGAUCCCUCGAAAUACUCAGAAAAUGAGUUGGAAAAGAUAACCAGAAGACUGGCAGUUGAACUAGCAAAGAAAGGCUUCAUUGGUGCGGGCAUUGAUGUCCCUGCCCCAGACAUGGGCACGGGAGAGCGCGAGAUGAGUUGGAUUUGUGACACAUAUUCACAGACUCUUGGACACUAUGAUAUCAACGCUAGAGCAUGUGUGACCGGCAAGCCCAUCCCACAGGGAGGAAUCCAUGGCCGUAUCUCUGCCACAGGGAGAGGUGUAUUUCACGGAGUGGAGAACUUUAUCAACGAGGCCAGCUAUAUGAGCAUGGUUGGACUGACGCCAGGAUUUGGAGACAAAACUUUCAUUGUGCAGGGUUUCGGCAACGUCGGCAUGCACAGUAUGAGGUACCUGCACAGAGCGGGGGCCAAGUGUGUCGGUAUCGUGGAGUACGAUGGAAGCAUCUACAACCCAGAAGGAAUCGACCCUCGGGAACUUGAGCUGUACAAGAUUGAACACGGAACUGUUGUUGGCUUCCCUGGAGCACGUGCUUACGAGGGAGACCUGCUGUGUGAGAAGUGUGACAUCCUGGUGCCGGCAGCCAGUGAGAAACAACUCACUUUAGAGAAUGCUCACAAGAUUCAAGCCAAGAUUGUAGCUGAGGGAGCCAAUGGACCGACAACGAUGGGAGCUGACAAGGUGUUCUUGGAGAGAAAUAUACUUGUGAUCCCUGACUUGUACAUUAACGCUGGUGGUGUGACGGUGUCGUACUUCGAGUGGCUGAAGAACCUCAACCAUGUCAGUUAUGGCAGACUCACUUUCAAGUAUGAAAGGGAAUCCAACUAUUAUCUUCUUGAGAGUGUUCAGAAAUCUCUUGAACGCAAGUUUGGAAAGAAUGUAGGCCAAGGCAGCAUUCCCAUUCUGCCAAGUGAAGAGUUUGAAGCUCGCAUUGCUGGUGCUUCCGAGAAGGACAUUGUACACUCAGGACUGGACUACACCAUGGAGAGAUCUGCAAGGAACAUCAUGAAGACUGCAAUGAAGUACAACCUGGGUUUGGACAUGAGAACUGCAGCCUUCAUCACGUCUAUAGAGAAGAUCUUCGGUGUGUACCAGGAGGCUGGUCUCACCUUCACAUAACCUGCACGUGCCUUGUCAGCUGCAUCACCUUGGCCAUCUCCUGCCUGCACUGGGAGGGAGGAGAUGUGUAGGAAGUGUUGUGUUGGGUAACACCAUAUGAAUACAUGUAGUGCUGGUUAGGUUAAACUCUCCACAUCAAUACUGUUGCUUAUACAUGGGAAGGGGGGGCAUCAUAUAGUGCUGUUGGCUGUCUUGCCACUUGUGUAAUAUUAAGUGAACGUUCAUACAGACAGGGGUUAAAAAAUGUGUUUGGCCAUAAACCAUGAGCCAUGACAACCAUUAUGCUGAAAUAGUUUAUACAAGUCUCAACACAUUAAAGUACUCAUGGAAAAGAAAAAAACCUGUUUAGCUGGAUUUAGUAAUCGA